Penicillium atrosanguineum is the source of this 1602-nucleotide messenger RNA. RefSeq names its product protein sld2 (gene sld2). Bases 1 to 1602 code for a protein of 533 amino acids. The transcript is spliced from 2 exons. Gene Ontology annotation, biological process: mitotic DNA replication preinitiation complex assembly; double-strand break repair via break-induced replication; DNA replication initiation. Gene Ontology annotation, molecular function: DNA replication origin binding; single-stranded DNA binding. Gene Ontology annotation, cellular component: DNA replication preinitiation complex. NCBI's taxonomy places the organism in Eukaryota, Fungi, Ascomycota, Eurotiomycetes, Eurotiales, Aspergillaceae. The record is from RefSeq and is a predicted model, not a curated record.
AUGACUGGCCACGCCCUCACUUUUCGCACUGAGAUCGCAGACCAGGCAGUUGCAGUUCGUGCCGAAUUAAAGGUCUGGGAAAAAGAGUUCGCGUCAACGCACGGCGGGAAAAAGGCUGGCCGAGACGACAUCAAACAGAACCACGAAAUUGCUGCGAAAUACAAAGAGUAUACCCGACUUAAAAAUCUCGAGGCUUCCCUGGCCCGACGCGAAAAUCGUCGACAAGAACACCCUGAAAGCCACUCCAAAAAGCGAAAAUAUGCGUCGCCUCCUGGUCCAGCUGGAUCGCAUAUCAAAGGAACUCCGCGCAAGUCAUCCAAAGGACUCUUUGCGACUCCAUCCAACAACCGCACCAAAGAGAUCCAUCCCUCGCAGCUAGAUCCCUACGACUCGCCCUCGACCUUCCGCAGACUGUUCAGUCCCAGCACACACCGGCAAAGUCUUCCCGCACCGUCUCCUUUGAAAGCAGUCAUUGGCCCUACGCCCCAGCGCGAUGGUAAAACCCUCGGUCUAUUCGAUAUGCUGUCCGAGUCAGGCGGAAGUCAUGCGACACCCUCCGCAAAGAAGCAAAAGGAUAUGCUAGGAGCAGGAUUCCAAACUCCUUCCAAGCGCAAGACAUUCGAACCCAUCGCAGAAGCCCCAGAUGAGGAGGAGGAAAGCUCCAGAUUGUCGCGCACCCCAGCAUCUUCAACGAAACAAUUCUACCUAGCCAAUCUAUUCGCAACCCCGACCACAAUGCGUUAUGCCGCCAUGGUAGAGGCGGAAGACGAGAAAGCAGACCAGCGAAAUGCAUCACUAUCAGCAGCCGCCGCGUCACCAGAGCCACAUCCUUCAGAAACACCAUCUUUCCUCCGCCGCUCCAACUUCAACCGCCUCCCUCCGCUCACACACAACAACAGCGGUGGCCUUAGUCCAAUCGCGUCUAGAAAACCAGUCCAAUACGCCGGAAGAGGCCUCUCGCACAUUGUCCAAGGUCUUCGCGCAAUGGAAGAAGAACGUAACGACGAUGAAUGGGACAUGCUCCGCGAAUUAGAAACAGAACAAGAAGCCGUCAACAUGGCCCCAGAAGACCACUACCCGGAACAAAAGGGCAAGCCAUAUAAGAAGAAGGGCCAGAAGCGCACGACUCGCCGAGUCAUCAUGCGACCCGUUGCGCCUCGUCCCAAAUCAAAGCCGGAGGCUGCACCCGUCGACGAUAGCGAUGAUGAAGUUGUAGCUAUUCCUGAGACACAGCUUGCAGAUUCCAAGGGCGAGGAGCAAGGGAUCGAGAUCCCCGACGAUGUUGCUUCUUUGCAUAGCAUCGAAGCUGAAUCGGACUAUGGGACUGAGCCUGAUAUGGACUCGGAUGACGAUCCUGGAUUGAAUGAGCGGCCUAAGCCAUUGGCGAGGGCGAAGAGCUUCUCGGAACGCAUCAAGGAGGCUGUAGGCUUUAUGCCGAAGGCUAAGGUAGUACCGGUGAAGGCCCCAGAGCCUGAGACAGACGACAAGGAGGAGAAGACGAAGCCUCCUAAGAAGGUCAAUCCCCAGGCUCAUGCAAACUAUCGCUCAUUGAAGAUUCAUCGAGGGAGGGGGAGGGGCGGGGGACGUUUCCGGAGGAAAUAA